AUGGCGUUAAAGACCAAUGGGAAGCCUGGAAAUGGACCAAUGACCAUGCAGAUCCAAAAUGGACCAAUCCUGGACUUGAAGGCAGCUAUAAAUGGGGGUAGUUUGGUUGGUUCGAGGCGGAACCUGCGUGUCGACGAGGUCUCUGCCAGCAGGACUCUGAGUAUUUCUGUUUUCUCCCAAGAGGCGUUGUCUGGUACAGACUUGAGCAGCGCUGCUCAAGCCAUGGAGGGAGUGUGUGCUGCAGCUUUCACGGCGUUCUCCGUGGCUUAUUCUGGAGCCCAAAACCAACCUCGGAGCCUCCUGUGGCUGCGUGUCUUCCUGGAGAAGAGGCCAAAGGGGAGGAAGAUGCCCAUCAAACUGCACCUGCUGCCACUGCAGGGCCUGAGCAUCCAGCAUCAAGCAGAAGGGCAGCGUCAGCACCUGCUCUGGCUGCCGCUGUACCUGAGGGAGAGGGUGAAGAGGAGGAAGGUGCUGAUGAAGCUGCCCCUGCUGUCAGCCCUGGGCCAGAGCAAACAACAUCACUCCACCUCCUGUGUCCUGGCACCUGCACGAGCUGCAGCGGAAGGCUCUGAAGGAGCCUCCAGUCCCCAGGCUGGCAAGUCAAGCAGGAGCAGCUCGUGCAUCUGGAGCACGACCAGCUCCUCUGGCAGCAGAGAGCGGCUGGGAGAGGGGACAGAGGACGAGUGCCUGGCCACGCUGAAGAUGCUGGUGAGCCAGGGAGAUCCUGAGGCUGAAUACACGGAACUGGAAACAAUUGGCAAAGGGGGUUUUGGCACGGUGUGCUUGGCAGUGGAGACUGCCACAGGAGAAGAGGUGGCCAUAAAGAAAAUUAGUCUCGCGCAAGAGAGCGGCAGCGAGCUGUGCCUGAAUGAAAUCCAGGUGAUGCGUGGCAAUAAGCAUGCCAACCUUGUGAACUAUCUAGACAGCUACCUGGUGGACGAGGAACUCUGGCUCGUGAUGGAAUACAUGGAUGGAGGCUCCUUACACGAUGUCAUCAGGGAGACUCGUAUGGCAGAAGGAGAGAUAGCAGCUGUCUCUCGGGAGUGCCUGCAAGGCCUGGAUUUCCUUCACUCCAAGCAAGUGAUCCACCGAGACAUCAAAAGCCACAACAUUCUCCUGGGUCUGGACGGAUCUGUCAAGUUGGCUGAUUUUGGCCUCGCUGCUCAGCUCACCGCUGAGCAGAGCAAACGGAGAUCAGCUGUUGGGACCACUUACUGGAUGGCGCCAGAAAUCUUCACCAGGAAGCUCUAUGGCCCCAAAGUGGACAUCUGGUCCUUUGGCAUUGUGGGCAUCGAGAUGGUGGAAGGAGCGCCUCCUUACCGGAUGAAAACCUCCCGCACGGUUCAACAGCUGAUCAGCAGUGGGGGCAGGCCAAAGCUGCAGAAGCCCAGGCAACAGUCCGCGUGGUUGCGAGACUUCCUGCACUGCUGCCUGGAGAGGGAGGAGGACAGGCGCUGGUCUGCCCAGGAACUCCUGCAGCAUCCAUUUGUAACAUCAGCCAAGCCGACCUCCGACCUGACGCCUCUGAUCGUGGCAACGCAGCAGUUUAUGGCCGACAGGAGAUACUAG
Molecule: messenger RNA, 1569 nt
Organism: Haemorhous mexicanus (house finch)
Lineage: Eukaryota; Metazoa; Chordata; Aves; Passeriformes; Fringillidae
Product: serine/threonine-protein kinase PAK 3-like
Exons: 13
Coding region: 1-1569 (522 amino acids)
Biological process (GO): regulation of axonogenesis; protein phosphorylation; intracellular signal transduction
Cellular component (GO): cytoplasm
Molecular function (GO): protein serine/threonine kinase activity; ATP binding
Source: RefSeq, a predicted model, not a curated record